CUUAUCAGUCAAGUUAUUUAUGGAAAAUAUAUGUAAUAAUUUGUGUUGAUGCUUCGUAUUUAAUAAGUUGACCCUUUUAUCAGUCCUUGAUCUUUCUGUGGUAGUGAUAACAACAUCUCAUGUUGGUAAAAUACAAAGCGUGUGGCGUUGUGUCGCGUAUUGAUCACCAAUAUUGUUCAGAAUUACCUGUCAACAAAAGAGAUGUAUACAAUUCAACAUGUUCAGCGCCCAGAAAAGCCAGAAAAGGAAUCUAUCCACUCAGGACAUUUCAUGGUAUCACACUUUGAAGCUGAGGAACAAGACGAUGAAGACAAUGUUGCUAUACCAAUCCCAGAGGUUACGGAUACAAAAGCUAUCGUACAAGUUAGGUCACAAAAGCAAGGAUCUCUCAUUGAUUAUGUGGAAAAUAAAAAAAACCAGCAGCAGCUUGCAAUUGACACGAGUUUGUCUAAACUCUUUCAAUGCAUGUCGUUAGCUUACAGACAAAAGUUAACAUCACCAAAAUGGAACAGAUUUCGUGGAAUAAGACUUAGAUGGAAAGAUAAAAUACGCUUAAAUAAUGUUAUAUGGAGAUGCUGGCAUCUGCAGUUUAUAAAGAAAGAGAAUACUUUUGUAUGCCAGUUCGCCUCUCCACUUGAUGUAGACACGCAUAACAAGCCUGAGGCCGUUGUUCUGGAAGGGAAAUAUUGGAAGAGAAAGCUUGCUGCCGUAACAGCUGAAUACAAAAGAUGGCGGAUGUUUUAUCGAAACAACCUUUUGGGCCACAUGGCCAGGGAUGCAACAGAUACGCUCAGCGAUGUGGACUUGCUCGUUUGGGAUUCCAACAGUUCCGACAACAUGAAUAUGAUGGUGGAUGAGGACUACAUGGGCUUGAUGAGCGAUACGUUAUUUUCAACAAUCACUAAUCAACCGUUUGUCUUCCCAGAUUCUAGAGAAAUUGCUAAAGCUGGUUUGGCUGAUUUUAUCCAGCCGAGCUUGGGUCCACUUCAACCUAACUUGGAUGACUAUAUGGAUACGCUUGAUCCGUUACAAGAGCUUAUAAGCAGUAGGUUACCAACAGUGCCUGAAGAAAACCAAUCCACACAACAGACACAACAGCUGACCUGGGGUUAUAUAGAUAGUUCUAUGUCUUCCGCCACAACCAAUUUACAGGUUCCCACAUUGUCGUCAUCACCUCAAAUAAACCAGUACCAGCUCCAGCAAAUACAGCAGAUGCCCGUGGAGAAGCAAGUCCCCAUCCAGGAUACCCGGCAGCAGAAUAUCCAAGCUUCCUACAGUGACAUGAUCCUCCAGCAGCCCAUAGAACAGUACGUUACCCAUCAGAGUCAACCACCACCUUACUCGUCUGUGAUCUCAAAAAAUACCAAAUCCAUGAAGAAUGUAUCUCAGUCCAGGGGCAAGCUCCAGCAGAACAUCCAGACUGUCUACAGCAAAUCUAUGGAUAAUAUUUAUCCAUCCUAUUCACAACAAAGUGUAUCCAACCAGAUUUUGGUCAGCGAUCGAAUAUGCCUGCCAAUGCAAGAAUUGAAAGAUGCGGUGGAGUCCCAGCAGCAGAACCAGCAAGCUCAGCAAUUGCAAGAGCAACAACAGCAGCAAUUCCAGAAGUUAGUACAAGCAUCACAUGAGAGCAGACAGGUGCAGGGUUACAAAUUCUCUGUGCCGACCACCCCUAACAUUAAGUUCACAUCACCCCAGCAGGUACAGCACCCACAAAUGAUGCCACCCUCCUUCUCCUCACUUUCUCAGUACAAUGCUUCUCACCUUCUAAAAGACGAAAAACCGGAUCUUAGACGUCGUGGAGCUCCUAGAGGGCGAGGAAGGUCAAGGUCCAACACAAGGGAGCCUCAAAAAAGACCACCCCUAAUAUCUGCCAUUAGCGACCCUUCCUUACUUACACCGCAGACUAGUGUCUUACUAACCCAAUUACUCACAAAUAGCACAGAAGUUAACAAUUCCCUCUACAGCCAGAGUCAAAACAUGGGGUCGAGUCAGUCUAACCAGAUACGUAUAAAGGAAGAGACAAACUCUGUCCCCAUUUUACCCCAACCUCCCCCCACUACUUUAAUUAUUCCAUCUCAAGUUAGUAUUAACACUAUUCAACCUACCACGUCAGACCCGUUAUCUCUGAGCAGCCCGUUCAGCAACUGCGAGAGCCCGGUUCUAGAUCCUACCUCACAAAACUUACAUUCACCGACAUCAUCGCAGGGCUCGAUGGGUUCGCCUAACAGGGAGUCGUCCCAUCGCGACAGGAGAGCAGGGCACAUUCACGCAGAGCAAAAGAGGAGAUAUAACAUCAAGAAUGGUUUUGACAUGAUCCAUUCCCUCAUUCCACACCUAAACCAAAAUCCAAACGCAAAAUUGAGCAAGGCAGCUAUGCUACAAAAAGGAGCUGAGUAUAUCAGACAACUGAAGUUGGAGAGGAACCAACUUAAGGAGGAAAUGAUUUCGUUACGUCAACAGAUCGAGACUUUGAACACUUCCAUAAGUAAUUGUCAGUCCAUGUUACCUGCCACUGGGGCCCCUGUUUCUCGAAGGAGGGACAGUAAGAUGCAAGAGAUGUUUGACGAAUAUAUUAAAACAAGGACCAGGGAAAACUGGAAGUUUUGGAUUUUUAGUUUAAUCUUCAAGCCAUUGCUGAACUCUUUCAAUAAUUUUGUAUCGACUUCCAGUCUUGAUGACCUUUAUUCAUCUACACUGCUUUGGAUUGAGCAACAUUGUACACUUAUGGAUCUCAGACCAGUUGUUCUUAAUUCUCUUCGGUACCUGUGCACAAAGACAGAUAUUUUGUCAGAACCAGAGAAGUUACCCGACGAAGCUCGAAAGAUAGUCCUUAGUAGUAAUCUCCCUCAAAGUAAAUAGCUCACUUCUGGUGCUUCAAGCAGUUGGUUUUACAUAUAUUUGCUCAGACUAAUAUAGAAUCGUGAUAUGCAGUGCAAAUUUGUUUUAACAGUACACUAGUUUGAUAGUUUCCAGAGUUAAGGUCUUGCCAAAUUUUUUAAAUCGGGGUUUUUAUACUUUUAUUUUUUUAUUUUAAAGGAAUGAGUAAAAUUAAGUUUGAAAGUGCGAAGAUGCCUUAUACGUUGAAACUAUUUUUAAAGGAUCUACCUUUAAUCUUAAUCGUUUUAUAUGUGACUAAUAUAAAAUAGUACAACUAUUCUUUAUGUUUUUGUAUAUAAUUUCGGUAGUGCCUUAAAUGAUGAGCGUGAUAAUUUUAUGUAUAGUGUUUCAUAUAGGGUACUUAACAUAAUUGUAUAAAGUUGUUUUAUGUUUUAACAUUGUUAAUUUUUAUGUAUAUUACGUGAAAUCAAUAUAAAUACAUUUUAUUUGU
This is a messenger RNA of Anoplophora glabripennis (Asian longhorned beetle), 3328 nucleotides long. RefSeq names its product MLX-interacting protein. The transcript has 16 exons. Bases 202 to 2859 code for a protein of 885 amino acids. Gene Ontology annotation, molecular function: protein dimerization activity; RNA polymerase II cis-regulatory region sequence-specific DNA binding; DNA-binding transcription factor activity, RNA polymerase II-specific. NCBI's taxonomy places the organism in Eukaryota, Metazoa, Arthropoda, Insecta, Coleoptera, Cerambycidae. The record is from RefSeq and is a predicted model, not a curated record. Gene Ontology annotation, biological process: regulation of transcription by RNA polymerase II. Gene Ontology annotation, cellular component: nucleus.